UAAGGCUGGGUUGCACCAACAUGGAUUAAAUUAAUCCUGGUUUAGGGUUAAUCUAGGGUUAGUAAAUCUAGGUUUAAACUGGUUUAUAAUUAAUCCGAGAUGCGUUGCACAUCUUAGUUUUAACUCUGGAUUAGUUAACCUAGUUUAAACAAGGAUUAAAAUAGGAUUAGUUUGUGUUCAGUCUGCCAUGAUGGAUCCCGGCGGAAUGUGAACAAAUUGCACAAUAUAAUCCACAAUUUUAUAUCUUUUUUCUAUCCUACAUCGUGAAAAAAAACAACUGUUCACGAGAGAGGGCUCGUGAAUAUAUUCACGAGCUCACUUUUUGAAUAAAGUUAACCGUUAAUUUACCUUAACUGUUACAGUUGACACUGACAGUGAACAUAAGUAGCUACAUUUAUUAAGAGAUGGCACGUCAACGAGGAUCAAACUUUUCCACAUUUGAAAAGAUGUUGCUGUCGGAAUUGAUGGAGGACUUUGGUAUUAUAAUUGAGGAUAAAAAGACUGACAGCGUUACCCUGGAAAAAAAGGAGGAGACCUGGGUCAUGUUAGCGGAGCGCUUCAAUGGCUCAACUGGCAUUAAGGAGGCGAGGGACAAGUCACAACUGAAAGCCUGCUGGAAGAACUUAAAGGCAAAGGCAAAAAAGGAUGCGGCAGAAGAGAGGAGGGGGAUGUUUAAAACUGGCGGAGGACCACCACCAAUGAUUACGGACCCUCUAUCGAAAAAAAUCAUUAAUAUGAUCCCGCAGCAGAUUUCCCCCCUCCCUAACCCAUACGACGAUGACGGCGCAUUAGAGAGGAAUGCAGCGACAGAAAUCGAAACUGAGACUUUCAUUGUGCUCGACCUGAUUGAGCCACUGGAGCCGGAUGAUGGAAACCUGAGAGAAGAAGCAGCAUCACCAGUGAAUGCCCCUGCUGAAAAGCGCUCUAAGCUUGGCUGUCACCGGGAACUUCUGAGAUUGGAGACAGAAAGAUGCAUGCUUGACAUCGAAAAUGCCCAUUUUGCUUCAGAAAGAGAACCCGCAGGAACGAUUAGUCAGUCGACGUGUGGCUCGGAGGCUCCCAAGGAGUGCCGCAAUCCUACGUCUGCUAUAGGGGAAUUUUGA
Molecule: messenger RNA, 1103 nt
Organism: Gadus macrocephalus (Pacific cod)
Lineage: Eukaryota; Metazoa; Chordata; Actinopteri; Gadiformes; Gadidae
Exons: 3
Coding region: 405-1103 (232 amino acids)
Source: RefSeq, a predicted model, not a curated record